GCCCCCCGCGCCGUGCGGCGGCGUGGGAUGUGCGCGCAGCGGCGGUCGGCUGCCGGCCCGCUCCCCUAGCCCCUGCAGGCAGUGCGGCGGCUGGCGGUGCCCCUCGGGAAGUUUGAUGGCUUCUUUGAGGAGAGUCAAAGUCCUGCUGGUGUUAAACUUGAUCGCGGUGGCUGGCUUCGUCCUCUUCUUGGCAAAGUGUAGACCCAUCACGGCCAAGAGCGGUGACACCUUCCAUGACAUCCAUCCCAGGGCAGAAGUGGCCAACUUGACAGCCCACGGCAUCAGCUCCAUUCAGGAUGCAGUGCUGAAGAGACUCUCUCUCCUGGAAGAUAUAGUCUACAGGCAGCUGAAUGGUCUGUCCAAGUCACUUGGUCUCAUAGAAGGCUAUGGUGGACGUGGUAAAGGUGGGCUUCCAGCCACCCUCUCCCCUGAGGAGGAGGAGAAAGCAAAGGGACCACAUGAGAAGUACGGCUACAACUCCUACCUCAGUGAGAAAAUUUCACUGGAUCGUUCCAUACCAGAUUAUCGUCCAACCAAGUGCAAAGAGCUGAAAUACAGCAAGGACUUACCCCAGAUCUCCAUCAUCUUCAUCUUUGUGAACGAAGCACUCUCCGUUAUCCUGCGAUCAGUGCACAGCGCUGUUAAUCAUACACCAGCUCACCUCCUGAAGGAGAUUAUCCUUGUGGAUGACAACAGCGAUGAAGAGGAACUGAAGGCACCGCUAGAAGAAUACGUCAAUAAACGAUACCCAGGCCUCGUGAAGGUGGUGCGCAACCAGAAGAGGGAAGGCCUUAUCCGAGCUCGUAUUGAAGGCUGGAAAGCUGCCACUGGCCAGAUCACUGGAUUUUUUGAUGCUCAUGUGGAGUUCACUGCCGGCUGGGCUGAGCCGGUGCUUUCACGAAUUCAGGAAAAUCGGAGAAGGGUCAUUCUUCCCUCCAUAGACAACAUCAAGCAGGACAACUUUGAGGUGCAGCGUUAUGAGAACUCUGCCCACGGGUACAGCUGGGAGCUGUGGUGCAUGUACAUCAGCCCCCCCAAGGACUGGUGGGAUGCCGGAGACCCCUCACUGCCCAUCAGGACGCCGGCAAUGAUCGGUUGCUCAUUUGUUGUGCACAGAAAAUUCUUUGGAGAGAUUGGGCUUCUUGAUCCUGGGAUGGAUGUGUACGGAGGGGAGAACAUAGAGCUUGGCAUCAAGGUGUGGCUGUGUGGUGGCAGCAUGGAGGUCCUGCCCUGCUCCAGGGUGGCUCACAUCGAGCGCAAGAAGAAGCCCUACAACAACAACAUUGGCUUUUACACCAAGCGCAAUGCUCUGCGGGUGGCUGAGGUGUGGAUGGAUGACUACAAAUGGCACGUCUACAUUGCAUGGAACCUGCCGCUGGAGAAUCCAGGUAUUGACAUUGGGGAUGUUUCUGAGAGAAAAGCGUUAAGGAAGAGCUUGAAGUGUAAAAAUUUCCAGUGGUACCUGGACCAUGUUUAUCCAGAAAUGAGAAGAUACAACAACACUGUUGCUUAUGGCGAGCUUCGAAACAACAAGGCGAAAGACGUCUGCCUUGACCAGGGCCCGCAGGAGAACCACACAGCCAUAUUGUACCCGUGCCAUGGCUGGGGACCGCAGCUUGCACGCUAUACCAAGGAGGGAUUCCUUCAUCUCGGCGCCCUUGGGACCACGACCCUUCUACCCGAUACCCGCUGCCUUGUGGAUAAUGUGAAAAGCCGCUUCCCUCAGCUCCUCGAUUGUGAGAAGGUCAAGAGCAGCCUCCAUAAGCGCUGGAAUUUCAUACAGAACGGUGCCAUCCUGAACAAGGGAACAGGACGAUGCUUGGAAGUGGAGAACAGGGGAAUGGCUGGCAUUGAUCUGAUUCUUCGCAGCUGCACAGGACAAAGGUGGACGAUUAAAAAUUUUAUUAAGUAAAGGGUGGAAGAGUCAGAGGAGUUUGACUCGAAACACAGCUGACUUGGACUGAUCCGACUGGACUCCUUUGGAAGGGACGAAAUAUCAAAACAGAGCUUUAUUCAUGUUGUUAGGAGAGGACAUAAGGGAAAUGGGCAUUUGUGUCUUUUUAUUUUUAUUGUAUAUUAGUCUCCCACAGCUGAUUCCAACUGUGUGAAAUUGGGUCAGAACUGCUAUUUUCUUCUGGCAAGCACUCUAAAAGGUACCACUUAUUUCUGCUGGAAUGACUGUAAUAACCUCAUGCAGUCUUGUGAGCAUUCUACUGACAGGGAAUUGUUGCUUUCCCAGACGACCCCAAGCUCUCCCAAAGGGCCAGAUAGGUUUCCACCAUGAUCGGAGUUGAGAGACCCUGGAUAUAUCUGCCUGGCAAGCAUGAAAACUUACGUGCUUGUGAGAGGAAAAGGUUGCCAAGCCCCAAAUGAGCUGAGUUUGAAAGAUGUGGUGUUUUGCUAGGUGUUCUCUCUCUUUUCCCUUUCUUGCCCCUGCAUCCAGCAGCCCUUUUCUUCAGUCUGGGAGAGGCAAAGCUCACCCUGGUAGCUCCCAUGGAUCUUUCCAACCCUUAAUCACAGAUCUCAUCAAACAAAAUCCUAUUGAAUAAAAACACUGAUCUCCCAUUGCCCCCGCUCCAUCACCCAUGCACUGCUGUUGGCCAAGGCAGCCCCAUGCAGCACCAGUCCCUCCCAUGGAGACCCCAAAAGCGUUCCCCUUGGAAAAGACCUCAGAUGUCUGCCUGUCUGGGCAGUUGCCUGCCCUUUUGGGUGUCAGUUGGACUCAGGCAUGGUGAGUAAGGCUUGCGGGAUGCUUCCUGCCCCAUGGGAGCUUGGGGAGCUGCAGAUCCACCUUGCCCUCCCAGCGGGGCCAUUGGCCUUGCACUGUCCCCUUGGAGACCCACCUUUACCCCUUUUUUGCUCUUUUCUUGUAGAAGCGAGGAUGGAUGCGCUGGUGUGUGCAACAGGCUGAGAGCAGGUAACGCAAGAGAAAGUCCUAUUUGGGCUUCCUUCCUGUGGAGGCUAUGGUGUUUGUUUUUAAGGCAUCCUUGCUCUGAACGAAGACAUCAAUAAUGGUAGUCUCUGUAACUUUGUAGUGGUGUUCUCUUCAUGAGGCUCAAGCAUACCUAUUUUGCCUGGUCAGUGUGUGACUGUGGUCAAGGUCCACCCCAAACAGUGUGUGUUGCAACAGACCUUCAUGAGCUAUGUAAGGAAGGGAGAGGGAGGGCAAGAGACCAUUUAAUGGCAGUUUGGCUGAAAUUCUUGACCUUGAAGUCACUUGAGGCUUGUUAAUAUGGUGGGGCGAUCUCACCUGCUUUUUUUGGCCCACAGUAAUCUUGGCUACCAAAUCUACCCAGCCAUCAUGGGAGACCGUUGGUUUGGGGUCCUGAUGUCUGGCUACCUGGAAAAGGGAAACGUCUUGCAAAGUUCCUUUACAUGGAUGCUAGACUAAUGGGUGGAUACAGGCUUUGCUCGGUGGAGAGGAGAAGCCAGCCAAUCUCCUGUCCUUCUCACAGAAUAAUACUCUUUCUGGUUGCCCUCUGGCUAGGGUGCACUAAAAUAUAUUAAUAUAUGAGAUGUACAUGUAAAUAUGUUUCCCAAAGAUGGGAUGUGCACAGAGUUGUUUGCUGCAGAGCACUCAUGCCUGUCUUCCAUUUGCAUCAGGAUGAAGCUACCUGGAUGUUUAAUGAGUUUAAUUUUCAAUGCCAUGCAGCAGGUUUAUAACUGAUGUUUUAGUAAUUUAUUGAACAGAAGCAGAUAUAUUUCAUUGUUCCUUCUACAGCAAUGAGCGUCACAUAGGACUGAUUGUUUGUUUAGGCUUGACAAGACUUCCUCAUCCAUUGGGGUUGUCUCUGAUAUUUGUCCCUUGCCUUCCUUAAUGAAGUAAAACCUCUUAGUUGUCCUGAAUUGCAAAGUAGGGAGUCAAUGUAGAAUUUUGCUCUCUUACUCGCUGUUGCAUCAUCUCUUGUGUAAUAAAUUUUAGCACUUAAAAAACCAAUAUGAUCACAAUGUCUUUAGAUGCAUGACAUGUUUCCCUUUGCAUUUUGUUGCUGCCUUCUAAGUAGAGCAAUUUACUGCUGAAGUGGACUCCGGGAAAGUCUGGGGGAUUUGAGACUUCACAGCUAAUGGUCAAAAUGGUAAAAUGCCCUUUAAUUGAGCAAUCAGUUUGCUGUCAGUCAUCAGUGGAAGCCACGUAUUGUUUAGUGUUGGGAAAAGCCUGCACAUUUCAGGAUAAACAACCAAAAAGCCCUUGGAUGUUGCCUGUGCUAUAAAUCAUGGUUCCCAGUUCAGCUCUAGUCCUGCCAGUGCUCAGGGCACCAACAGAUGAGCUUUGUCAAAUUUAAUUGUGGUGGUAUAAGGUGUCACCACCCCCAGCCUUCCAUCUGCUUCAGCUGCUGGAGGCUUCUGUCCCUGUCACCGGCAGCAGAAAUGAAUGUGUGGCUACACCUCGGCUACCAUAAUUAGCAGGAUGUGCUUCAGCCACCAGGCAGGAGGGACUUGCUCUAUUUAACGUAUCGGAUUGUCAGCCAAAGUCACUCUGGGAUGUCCAUGCAGCUCCGCUCAGGAGGCAGCAGCCCCUGGCAGAAGCGGGUUGCACCACUGAGCAUCUCCAGCUGCCGGUGGCAUUUGUGCUACCUGUUGGAGGUGAUAUACGUGUGCUUGGGAGCUUGCCCUCUGGCAACACAAGAUGACCUGGCGAUGAGGAUCCUGGUGGUGGUGGGCUCUUUGGUCCUUUCAAAUAUUAAGGUUCAGAAAUGCCUUUCCUUCAUGCUCCGUAAGGAAAACAAAUACUUGACUAUCCAAAGGGAAGGGGACGGUGGAAAUGAACACUUUGCUCCAGGACCCUCAGGUGGGGCAGAAGCCCUGUUAAGGUGGUUUGCCCGUUCUCACUGGUGGACAUAGAGUGCUUUCAAAUGACUGAAAAGAAGCGGCAUGAGUAAAAUCAGGAUUAAAAGUGAGAAUUUAAUCUGCUGUGUCCAUGUAACUGAAGUUCUGUUCUGACAUUGGUUUGUGACAUGCAGAGAUGAUUGCUGAGGCGAUGACCCAAGGUCUGCACCCUCCUAAACCAUAGAAAUCUGUCUUAGAAAUCUGGAUCUAAAUGUUGCAUCUUGUGCUUAUCUCUAAUAAUAUGUUAAUUGCUUUUAAAAGUGAUAUCAAAGUGGUUCUUAUUAAAUAUAUGACUUGA
Molecule: messenger RNA, 5125 nt
Organism: Harpia harpyja (harpy eagle)
Lineage: Eukaryota; Metazoa; Chordata; Aves; Accipitriformes; Accipitridae
Gene: GALNT17
Product: polypeptide N-acetylgalactosaminyltransferase 17
Exons: 11
Coding region: 116-1912 (598 amino acids)
Cellular component (GO): Golgi apparatus
Source: RefSeq, a predicted model, not a curated record